AUGAGUACUAGCUUUGACCUCUGUGAGCGAAUUACUCCAGCCGUUCAUGACCGGCGGGAGACCUGGAACUUUAUUCGCGAUUUCGCUUCCCACUGGGUGACGCCGUUAGAAGAGUCUGAUGGAUACAGCGAAUCGGUCCUAUCAGCAGCCGAGGAGCGGCUCGGAAUUCCCCUUCCCGCAGCAUUCAACGAGGCAUACGCACUCUUUGGUUGCCGUUCCGACCUUACUCGCAAUUCAGAGUAUUUGCUCGAACCUACAGCUCUAUAUCUCGACCACGACGCCUUGAUAUUUCGCCGCGAGAACCAAGGCGCUGCACUCUGGGGGAUUCUGCUAGCAGACCUGCAGUACCCGGAUCCUCCUGUGUAUCACUGCUCGUGUAUAGUGAAUAAUGUCAUGGACGAAUGGGAACCAUGGCUAGCACGAUUCUCCCUAGCGUGUCUUGAUCUUAUCCUAUGGGAAUCGUUGUCUGACUCGACAAUGCCGACUGAGUUUCGUGACAGCAAUGACGAGGACAUUGCAUUGAUUGAACGACUCUAUUCCGAGCUACCAUCUUUCCAGGGAAGCCACAGCUACACCCCUUUUGGCGUGCGCUGGUUUACUGGGCCUGAUCUGCUUCUUUGCGACACGGGCGCUGAUCUCAGAGUCCGAACGCGUACCCGAGAAGCACUAUGGUCCCUUCGCGAGACCCUCCCUGGAGAUUGGUUGUAUGAAUUGUGA
Aspergillus calidoustus is the source of this 717-nucleotide messenger RNA. NCBI's taxonomy places the organism in Eukaryota, Fungi, Ascomycota, Eurotiomycetes, Eurotiales, Aspergillaceae. The record is from the annotation of a GenBank genome assembly.